Molecule: messenger RNA, 3900 nt
Organism: Malaya genurostris
Lineage: Eukaryota; Metazoa; Arthropoda; Insecta; Diptera; Culicidae
Exons: 1
Coding region: 1-3900 (1299 amino acids)
Source: RefSeq, a predicted model, not a curated record
AUGGCGGAUGAGAAGAAAUUACGUGAGUUGGAGCAGACGAAGGAUAACAUUGUGGAUUCGGUGGCUUUGUUGGAAAGUUAUGCGAAGGAGUUCGAGGACAGCAAAUUUGCGGGUCAAGUAGAAGCAUGGGCGGAAAAAUUGGAAAAAUUUUACGACGAGUUUCAUCGAGUUGUGGUGAAGUUAGAAAUGUUUUCCACUAAAGAGGAGCCAAUCGACCUAAAAAAGGAACGGCAACGGUUCGACGGUCGCUGUUAUGCUCUCCGAAGCUUCUACUUGACAAAGAUGGCGAAGCAGUCACGGCCUACCCGUUCCACUACCCCUGCACCGCCGAAACCACUAAGUAUUCGACUUCCUGAAAUCAAUCUCCCGAAAUUCAGCGGUAAGUUAGAAGACUGGUGUGUUUUUCGCGAUUCGUUUGAAUCCGCUUUAGGUUCACGAAGCGACAUCAGUUCUGUCGAGAAGAUGCACUACUUGAAGGGUCUUGUUCAAGGAGAGGCAGCGCGCAUACUCGACCCGAUAAAGGUAAGCGAACAGGGCUAUAAGGAUGCCUGGCGUACGCUUCGGUUGCGCUUCGAAAACAAACGGCUGUUAAUUAAAUGUCACAUCAAAACGUUAUUCGACAGUCCCGCUAUGCGCAGAGAAUCCGCCGAAGAACUUCUCGCGCUGAUUGAUCGAUUCGAGCAGCAAAUUUCCGUGUUGAAGAGUUUAGGUGAACCAGCAGACCGAUGGAGUUCUAUUCUGGUUUAUCAAAUGUCUAUUCGCCUUGAUCCGUGUACGCUUCGGGAAUGGGAGAACUAUUGUAGCAAACUUGAUGCCGACAAUUUGGGAGGAACCGCGAUCACAUCCGACAACAUAGAACCUGACGGUUCUACUUCAAUGCCAUCGUACGUGACAAUGGCCAUUUAUCUCCAAAACUAUGCUCGAGUAUUGCAAGCCGUGUCUCCGUCGAUGUCGAACGUAUCUUCUCGAAAUAAGCCAAGCCUAACAACCAAGGCUAUAGCCUUCCCCGUCACCUCUGGACAACCAGCCGAACCAACCAACGCAUCGUCUACAAACGUCGCUAAGCCGAAGGCGUGCGACAUGUGCGGUGAUAGUCAUUACCUGUACAGUUGUCCGGAAUUCCGUAAGAUCAAUCUUCGUCAACGAACCGACCUGGUAAGACAGAAAAACCUUUGUAUGAAUUGUCUACGCUCAAACUCUCACUAUGCCCGAAACUGUUCUGGAUCAAGAUGUCGCACGUGUUCCAAAAAGCAUCACACACUUCUUCAUCCCGAGUCUGUCGAUCCAAACCCUGCGUCGGGUGGUCAUACCACUAAAUCUACGUGUUAUGUAGCCAUCCAAUCGAAUUCAGAACCUUCCGUUUUACAUUCUUCACAAUCUCCAUCGAAUACCAGGGUUCCGAUUCAGCAACAGGUUACCUCUUUGGUCACUGCCACUCAGGCAGCGCUAGUCUCGCCGUCCCAAGUAUUAGUUCCAGGAACUGUUUUCCUUCCGACGGCGCUCGUAAACAUCCGUAACCCUAACGGCCAUAUCGUAACAGCUCGUUGCUUGCUGGACUGUGCAUCCCAACGCAAUUUUGUUUCUACAUCCUUCUGUGAACGACUGCAGUUAUCCCGAAGGCGAUUGCUUCACGCUAUUCCGAUCAGUGGAAUUGGUAACAAGACGACACGGGUUGAACAUCAGACAACGAUAACCAUCUCUUCUCGAGUGACUUCAUUUUCGAUGAAGUGCUCCAUGCUAGUUUUACCCUCAAUAACGGUAAAACUUCCCCAGUCGACGACAGAAGCUCGUCACUGGCCGAUUCCGAAGCACAUAGAGCUUGCUGACCCCACUUUCGCAGUGUCGGGUGACAUCGACUUGAUCUUAGGCGCCGUGCAUUUCUUUCGUAUUCUUCGAUAUGGUAGAAUAUCUCUCGGCGAUGAUCUACCGCUGCUUCAGAACACCGAGUUUGGAUGGGUGGUUUCUGGAGAGUGCCUGUUAGCCCAUCACGACCAAAGUGAUCCGCACAACUGUCAAUUUAGCAACCCUUGCGCAAUCGAUGAGCUUGUCAACCGAUUCUGGCAGCUUGAAGAAGUACAUGACACGAAAGGAUGGUCUCCAUCAGAACGAUAUUGCGAAGAACACUUUACCAGAAACACCACUAGAGACACUGACGGUCGCUACACCGUCAAGCUUCCCAAACGAGAUGAACUGCUCUGGCAGCUCAAAGAUAACCGGUAUAAUGCAAUCCGUCGGUUCUUCUCUCUCGAGCGCUCACUUGGAUUGAGCCCCGAACGAAAGUCGAUGUAUCAACAAUUCAUCCACGAGUACUUCAGGCUAGGACAUAUGCGAGAGAUCCGCCCUGAUGAAGAUGACGUGCAACUGCAGUACUUUCUUCCGCAUCACGCCGUAAUGAAGCUUGAUAGUGCUACUACAAAGCUCCGUACCGUAUUCGACGCAUCGUGCCGUUCCAAAUCUGGCAUCUCGUUGAACGAUGUCCUACUAGCAGGUCCCACCAUUCAGGACUCUCUAGUUACGAUAGUCCUUCGGUUCCGUAUACAUCAAUUUGUCAUCUCUGCGGACAUUGAGAAAAUGUACCGGCAGAUUGUUGUUCACCCAGAUGACCAACCGCUUCAACGCAUAGUCUGGCGCGAUGAUCCUAGUUCUGACCUGAAGACGUUUCAGCUACGCACCGUGACAUAUGGUACGAGUUGUGCCCCAUUCCUAGCAACUAGAGUGUUGCAACAGCUAGCCGAUGACGAAGGACAUCGUUAUCCGUUAGCCGAAUCAUCGUUACGCCAUGAUUUUUAUGUAGACAAUUUACUUUCCGGGUCAGAUAACGCUCAGUCUCUCGCCGCUACCUGCGAACAGCUCAUUUCCAUGUUGACUAGUGCUGGAUUACCUCUUCGACAGUGGUCUUCAAAUUGUCAGAUGGUUCUUAACACCAUCCCGUUGGAGCUCCGAGAAACGCAAACAUUACUCGAUUUAGACCAUGAAUCGUCGGUGACUACGCUUGGUCUUCGCUGGGAACCAUCCACCGACCUUCUUUCGUUUAAGACUCCCAAUUGGAAGGAAUAUACCGUGUUAAAUAAGCGAGCCAUUCUUUCUCAGAUCAGCAGUCUGUUUGACCCGCUAGGGCUGAUUGGUCCUACAAUUUCCAAAGCUAAGAUUAUGCUGCAAAAUCUUUGGAGACUUCAGCUGGACUGGGACACACCCGUGGCGAAGUCGUUUGCUUGUCAAUGGUAUGAUUUUCAGCAAAACCUUUCUGCAUUGACCGACCUUCGAGUUUCCCGCCCUGUAAUUAGUCCAGGGUAUGAUCGCGUGGAGAUUCAUGGAUUCAGUGACGCAUCGGAAGCUGCGUAUGGUGCCUGCAUAUAUCUUCGCUCAAUACAAUCAGAAGGUUCAUGUACAGUUCGACUACUAAUAUCCAAAUCAAAAGUCGCUCCGAUAGGUACUCAAACGAUCCCCCGCCUCGAGCUGUGUGCAGCUCAGUUGUUGGCCAGACUUCUAACGCAGGUUCAGAACAGCACAAACGUUAUUGGCACUGUGUAUUUGUGGACCGAUUCUUCAAUAGUGUUAAACUGGAUAGCAACUAGUCCAUCGGCAUGGAAAACGUUCGUUGCAAAUCGCGUAGCUGAAAUACAAGAGCUAACGUCACACGUCGAAUGGAAUCAUGUUCCGUCCAAGGAUAAUCCCGCCGAUCUUAUUUCUCGAGGAAUGGAUCUUCAAGAGCUCCUCACUAAUGAUCUGUGGUGGACCGGACCUCAAUGGCUAAAUUCAACUCUCGCACCUUGGCCAGAAAAAUAUACUGGCGCGUCUCAGCAAAGUACGGAGUCCCGGAAAUCUAGAAAGACAGUUGCAACACUUUUCCCAAGACAUACAGGAACUUCACAGCACUGGAAGAAUCCAUCGAAAAUCUAA